GAAUGUAUUUUGAAGUAUCUAAUUGGUAAAUUAAUACAUGGCUCCUCCCAGUCCAUCCCCGUGGACGCCCACAUCUUCUAUAAUUGGUAAUAAAGCGGCAAAGUUAAAAUGUAUAAAUUUCAUAUUACAUUUAAUUUUCAAUGUAUAUAUCCUAUAAGUUUUCACAAUUUCCGCGCGGAUUUUUCCAUGUUUUCAUUUCUCCUUCGCAUAUGUAUAAACAUAUAGUAUUUCACUGACGAUAGAUAAAAAGACGGACUCUUAUCGCAGCACUUUUGACCCUCUCCAAUGUAAUAGUAGUUGCACCACCAGCGCAGAUCUUAAACUGCUCGUGUAUUAUUGAAGUCAAUGAUUGCGUAGCAAUUCGUUCGUUGUAAGUACAGAGCGAAGAGGCUGGCAGGAAACCGGUUUCUUGGGACUUCCUCGACGGUCACGUACUCAGUUCAACAACAACAAGAGAGAAAGAGAUGUCUGGUAAAGUUCUGAUUGUUGGUGGAGGAGGUCGCGAGCAUGCCAUAGCGUGGAAAUUGGCGCAAAGCGAGAAAACCGUGAAGAUUUUCGCGGCGCCCGGAAGCCACGCAAUUUCGCAGCUGCCGAAAACCGAGCUGGUUAAACUUGAUAUCAAGAAGUUCGAGAAUGUCGCCAGUUGGUGUAAGGAGAACGAUAUUGGUUUGGUGGUCGUCGGACCUGAAGAUCCUUUGGCCGGAGGAAUCGCCGAUGUCCUGAUAUCGCAAGGAAUCCAGGUGUUUGGACCUGAGCAGAAUGGAGCCAACAUUGAAUCUAACAAGGAUUGGUCCAAGGCUUUCAUGGAUAGACAUGGAAUACCUACAGCUAAAUGGAAAUCCUUCACGAAUUCCGCUGAUGCUCAAAAUUUCAUUAAGAAUUCUUCGUUUCCUGCGUUGGUUGUGAAAGCCAGCGGAUUGGCAGCAGGAAAGGGUGUUAUCGUGGCCAAAGAUCAAACGGAAGCUUGUCUCGCUGCGGAUGAGAUCUUAAGCGAGAAUAAAUUCGGGACGGCCGGAGAAACCGUUGUCGUAGAGGAGUUAUUGCAAGGCGAAGAGGUUUCGGUUCUAGCUUUCUGCGAUGGUAAAACGAUAAAGGCGAUGCUUCCGGCUCAAGACCACAAAAGGAUUUUCGAUAAUGACGAAGGUCCGAACACAGGAGGCAUGGGCGCUUAUUGUCCUUGUCCUCUCAUGAGUGAAGAUCAGCUGAAGUUUGUCCAGAAGGAGGUUCUGGAAAGAACGAUGAAAGGUUUUAAUGAAGAAGGAAUUAAAUACGUUGGUGUUCUUUACGCUGGAUUAAUGUUGACUCCGGAUGGACCAAAAGUCUUGGAAUUCAAUUGUCGCUUCGGAGAUCCGGAAACGGAAGUCAUCAUGCCGAUGCUCGAUUCGGAUCUGUACGAAGUCAUGAUGGCUUGCUGCAAUCAGACUUUGGAUCAAAUUCAACUGAAAUGGAAGCAAAAUGUUUCAGCCGUAGGCGUUGUCAUGGCUUCCAGAGGAUACCCGGCAAGUUCAAGCAAAGGACAGGUCAUCACCGGUGUCGAAGCUGUGGAUAAUACGCAACAUCAAAUCGUCUUUCAUUGCGGCACCGAUUUGAAGGACGGUAAGCUUGUCACGAACGGUGGAAGAGUUUUAAUCGCAGUCGCUUUGGCUCCACAAUUGACAACAGCCGCUGAAAGAGCUACAAAGGCUUGUUACACUAUUAAAUUUGAUGGAGCGCAAUUUAGAAAAGACAUCGCACACAAAGCUUUUGCUAAGUCCAUUUUGGAUACCGGAAAGUUAACUUACAAAGAAAGCGGCGUUGAUAUAUCAGCUGGAAAUGAUUUGGUGGGCCACAUUAAACCUGCCGCUAAAUCAACGGAUAGGCCAGGUGUCAUGGGGGGUUUAGGUGGAUUCGGAGGUCUCUUCGACACUAAACUAGCCGGUUACGUUGAUCCUCUUCUGGUUUCAGGUACAGACGGAGUUGGCACUAAGCUCAAGAUUGCUCAAGAGAUGGGAAUGCACGACACUAUCGGAAUUGAUUUAGUCGCGAUGUGCGUGAACGACGUCUUAGCUCAUGGAGCCGAGCCGUUAUUCUUCUUGGAUUACUUUGCUUGCGGCGCUCUGGAUGUUAGCGUUGCCAAAGACGUGGUUUCCGGUGUGGCGGAAGGUUGCAGGCAAGCCGGAUGCUCCUUAGUUGGUGGAGAGACUGCCGAGAUGCCAGACAUGUAUCCACCAGGUGAAUUCGAUUUGGCUGGAUUCGCUGUUGGCGCGGUGGAAAGGAAUGAGCUGAUUCCCCGCAUCAGUAGUAUCCAAGAAGGUGAUAGCAUCAUUGCUCUUCCAUCCACUGGUGUUCACAGCAACGGCUUCAGCUUGGUGAGAAAAAUCAUGAAGUUGGCAUGCGUCAGUUACAAAGAUGAAGCUCCAUUCAGCUCUUCCAAAAAAAGCUUCGGCGAAGAAUUGUUGACUCCUACAAAGAUCUACGUAAAGGCCGUCAUUCCAGCAAUGAAAACUGGUAAAGUGAAGGCUUUCGCGCACAUAACCGGAGGUGGUUUGGUGGAGAACAUCCCCAGGGUUCUUCCAAAACAUUUAGGAGUGCAAAUCGACGCCAACAAAUGGAACAUACCUCCAGUUUUCGCUUGGCUCGCUGCUGCAGGUGGUGUGAAUCAGGUGGAAAUGCUCCGCACUUUCAACUGCGGCGUCGGCGGUAUUUUGGUUGUCAACAAAUCCGAUGAGGCUGAAAUUCUCAAGAUGGUGCAGCCUCACGGAGCGACGGUUAUUGGUAACAUCAUCAACAGAAGAGAAGAGGAAGUCGAAGUGAAAAAUUUCUCGCAGGCUUUGGGCCCGAUGAUGAAAGAUUAUUUCCUCAAAGUGCAAUCGGUGCCUAAGAAACGCGUGGCCGUUUUAAUCUCAGGUAGCGGCACCAAUCUUCAAGCAUUGAUCGAUGCUUCCAACGACCGAUCCAUGGGUUGCGAAAUCGCCUUGGUCAUCUCGAAUAAAGCAAAAGCUUUCGGCAUCGAACGCGCAAAGAAAGCUGGAAUCGCGACAAAAGUGCUCUGUCACAAAGACUAUCCGAGCAGAGAAGAAUUCGAUGCAGCCAUGGACGAGGAGUUGAGCAAAUUCAACAUUGAUUUGGUCUGUUUGGCUGGAUUCAUGAGAAUCCUCAGCAAGGAUUUCACAAUGAAAUGGAGAGGUAAAAUGAUCAACGUGCAUCCGGCUCUUCUGCCGCUCUUCAGAGGUAUGGAUGGAGCUCAGCAGGCAAUAGAUGCUGGUGUCAGAAUCAGCGGAUGCACCGUGCAUUUUGUUGAAGCCGAUGUUGAUGCUGGAGCAAUCCUCGUCCAAGAAGUAGUACCUGUUGAAGUUGGAGAUGACGCGGAUAGUCUACAGAAGAGAAUCCAGGGCGCUGAGCACAAAGCUUUCCCGCAGGCCCUGAAAUUGUUGGCAACCGGAAAGGUGGUUCUGGGUGAAAACAAUAAAAUCGUUUGGAAUUAAAGUUUA
This is a messenger RNA of Nicrophorus vespilloides, 3470 nucleotides long. RefSeq names its product trifunctional purine biosynthetic protein adenosine-3 (gene Gart). The record is from RefSeq and is a predicted model, not a curated record. The transcript has 9 exons. Gene Ontology annotation, cellular component: cytosol. Gene Ontology annotation, biological process: adenine biosynthetic process; 'de novo' IMP biosynthetic process. Lineage: Eukaryota; Metazoa; Arthropoda; Insecta; Coleoptera; Silphidae. Gene Ontology annotation, molecular function: phosphoribosylamine-glycine ligase activity; phosphoribosylformylglycinamidine cyclo-ligase activity; metal ion binding. Bases 465 to 3464 code for a protein of 999 amino acids.